Molecule: messenger RNA, 237 nt
Organism: Meloidogyne enterolobii
Lineage: Eukaryota; Metazoa; Nematoda; Chromadorea; Rhabditida; Meloidogynidae
Source: the annotation of a GenBank genome assembly
AUGGAUGAAUAUGAAAAUUUAGAGAAGGAAUUGAAGGAUCGCUACAAUGUGUAUGUUACUCUGUUUCGCAAUUUGCAUUAUUUAAAACAACAGGUUCGAAAAUUAGAAAUUUUUUUAUUUUUGUUCCAUUUUGUCGGUAUUCCCCUACGUUCCAUUUUGUCAGUUUCCCCCUACGUUCCAUUUUGUCGCAGGGAAAUUUUGUCUCCUACAGAUACACAUUGUAAAAUUAUUUUUUAA